Messenger RNA from Plasmopara halstedii, 159 nucleotides. RefSeq lists its product as uncharacterized. The transcript is spliced from 2 exons. Bases 1 to 159 code for a protein of 52 amino acids. The record is from RefSeq and is a predicted model, not a curated record. Lineage: Eukaryota; Oomycota; Peronosporomycetes; Peronosporales; Peronosporaceae.
AUGGUAACACUUUCUGACCCCACAUCCACAGCAGGGUUGUUUACGACUGCAUCAGAUGUGGGUGGGAGAUCAGUGCGCUCAUCAGAACCGUGUCUACGGUAUACGCUUUUGCAAUCGCGUCAGAAAGGCACGAUGGCGACGUUGAGGAGCCUAGAUUAA